UCAAUCACAGACAAUUCACAGAAUCGAACCCAAAAGACCAUAUAUAUUUUCUUUUUCUCGUUCUUAAAAAGGAUAUAUAUAUAUAUAUAUAUAUAUUGAUUUCCCAAGGAAGAAACCAAGCAGCAAACAGACAAAUCAUGGCCUUUGCGCUCCUAAAUUGUAUUGAGUUUCCAAGGGAAUGAAUACACAAGAUUCCAAGCCACAACCCCUUUUUGACUGUUCCCUUUUUCCCCUGAAUUUUCCAUUCCAUUUUCCCGAGAAAGCAAGGGAAACCCAACCUCCCAACUCCCUAUUUGCACGUAUACCCAUUACUCUGUCUCGUCUUCUAUCUUUUUUGGAACCAUCAAUACUCAAUUCUUGUUUUGUAUUUAAGAGUUUCAUGAGUCAUUCCAAGACCAAGUCGUGCCCCUUUUGUUGUACACCACACACAGAGUUCUCUGUUCUAGAACAAGGAAUAUUCAGAUGGAAAAUGAUGGUGACCUCAGAUUAGAAGUCUCUGAUAUAAUACCUACUAAUCAACAGAGACGGAAGCAGUCUUUUAUUCGGAAAAUUUUCGCCAUGAAGGAGAGAAAUGAAAGAGAUGCCAGUGGAGUCUCGUUUGAUACCCUUGAAACACUAUCUGUCCCAUCCAUUGAAAAUCAUUAUUUUAGCUGCACAGAGCCUCCCAUGCAUUCUGGUGAAGAAAUUCAGAAUUUAAGAGUGUUCGUAGCAACAUGGAAUGUUGGAGGGCAAUGUCCUAAUGGGAACCUUGACCUGAGUGACUUUCUUGAGGUCAGAAAUGAACCAGAUAUAUAUGUAUUGGGUUUUCAGGAAAUCGUCCCGUUAAAUGCAGGAAAUGUGCUCGUAUUAGAGGAUAACGAGCCGGCAGCAAAAUGGCUUGCUUUGAUCAAUUAUUCACUGAAUGGACCUUCUUAUUUAACUUCAAAGGGACUAAAACACACAGCAUCAUUUAGUGGAUCAUUAUUCUUUCAAAAACCCACUUAUAGGAAGCUUAAGAAGACAUUAAGGACGUUAGAUGGAAAGAGAUUAAAAGGUUGUAACUGUGUUCAUGAAAUGGAAUGGAAGGCUUCCAAGGAAUUAUGUUUUCUCUGCCAAGAAUCAAUCGUAAACCUUGACGAUUCUUCCUCUGAAGAGGACGAUGACAGCUACCAAACUUCCAUUUCAUUGGCUACUAAUAAGAAUAUGAAAUACAGCCUUGUUGCAAGCAAGCAAAUGGUUGGAAUUUUUGUUUGUGUCUGGAUGAAGAAGGAACUUGUUCAACAUGUUGGCCAUUUGAGAGUAUGUUGCACUAGUCGUGGGAUCAUGGGUUGCCUCGGAAACAAGGGGUGUAUAUCUGUGAGCAUGUCACUGUACCAGACACCUUUUUGCUUUAUCUGUAGUCAUUUGGCAUCUGGAGAGAAAGAGGGUGACGAGCUUCGGAGAAACCUUGAUGUCAUAGAGAUUUUAAAGAACACUCAGUUUCCGAGGAUUUGCAAGACAUCGUAUAGUAGAAUGCCCGAGAGAAUUCUAGACCAUGAUCGGAUCAUAUGGCUAGGGGACUUAAACUACCGAAUUGCCUUAAGUUACGAUGAUGCGAAAAGGCUUGUGGAAAGGAAGGAUUGGCUUGCACUUUUUGAAAAGGAUCAGCUUCAGACAGAAAGGGAAGCGGGUCGCGUAUUUAAGGGAUGGAAAGAAGGGAAAAUCUACUUUGCACCUACUUACAAAUAUCCCUUUAAUUCAGACAGUUACUAUGUUGAAUCCGUCAAAGUUCCGAAACACAAAAGAAGAACUCCGGCAUGGUGUGAUAGAAUUUUAUGGCGCGGAAGGGGGAUUCAGCAAUGCUCAUAUGAGCGAAAGGAAUUGAUGUUUUCUGAUCACCGGCCGGUUUGUGCCACAUUUUUGGUAGAAGUUGAGGCCAUGUCAAGGAGGCUCAAGAAGAAGGUUCCUUCUUUCAAUUUUCAGUUUCGAGAUCUUGUAACCACAAGAAGGACAUAUUUUUCUUGAUGAUAUCAAAGUUCUCCGAAAAUUCUAAGGUACUGAUGUGCUAACCAAAAGUCAUUGCAAGUGUGAAUAAGAAUCAAUUUUGGGGUUCUUUGCUGCAGAAAAGUUUGGAGGUUCUGCAUUUUAUCAAGGAACAAAUGUGAAAAAGAAGCCUUAGAAAUGUACUAUAGGAGAUGUAAUUGGAAUAAUUAAUUUUGAAAAAUAAGUUAUAUUUUUUA
This is a messenger RNA of Prosopis cineraria, 2198 nucleotides long. RefSeq names its product type I inositol polyphosphate 5-phosphatase 10. Gene Ontology annotation, biological process: phosphatidylinositol dephosphorylation. Gene Ontology annotation, molecular function: phosphatidylinositol-4,5-bisphosphate 5-phosphatase activity; phosphatidylinositol-3,4,5-trisphosphate 5-phosphatase activity; inositol-polyphosphate 5-phosphatase activity. Bases 463 to 1983 code for a protein of 506 amino acids. The record is from RefSeq and is a predicted model, not a curated record. The transcript has 11 exons. Lineage: Eukaryota; Viridiplantae; Streptophyta; Magnoliopsida; Fabales; Fabaceae.